AACUACUGUUGUGUUGAUCCAGAUUUAUUGUUGUUUUUCUGUUUGAUGGAAACAGUUUGAGUUCUAACUACAUUCCAACUGUAUUUAAUGGUGUUAUGUAGUUGUGUUGUCAUGUGGUGAAUGUUGUAUUGUAGUAACCCUCAACUGUAUUUAAUGGUGUUAUGUAGUUGUGUUGUCAUGUUGUAUUGUAGGAACCCUCAACUGUAUUUAAUAGUGUUAUGUAGUUGUGUUGUCAUGUUGUAUUGUAGUAACCCUCAACUGUAGUUAAUGGUGUCAUGUAGUUGUGUUGUCAUGUUGUAUUGUAGUAACCCUCAACUGUAUUUAAUGGUGUUAUGUAGUUGUGUUGUUAUGUUGUAUUGUAGUAACCCUCAACUGUAUUUAAUGGUGUUAUGUAGUUGUGUUGUCAUGUUGUAUUGUAGUAACCCUCAACUGUAUUUAAUGGUGUCAUGUAGUUGUGUUGUCAUGUUGUAUUGUAGUAACCCUCAACUGUAUUUAAUGGUGUUAUGUAGUUGUGUUGUCAUGUUGUGAAUGUUGUAUUAUAGUAUGCCUAACCCUCAACAUUUUCUGGUGAUGGAGAGAGACACAGACACAGCAACAGUAUAGGAUAUGAUGGAGAGAGACACCAGACAAUACACAGAGACAGCAACAGAGGAAUAGGACAUGAUGGAGAGAGACACCAGACAAGACACGGAGACAGCAACAAAGGAAUAGGAUAUGAUGGAGAGAGACACAGACAAUACACAGAGACAGCAACAGAGGAAUAGGAUAUGACGGAGAGAGACACCAGACAAGACACAGAGACAACAACAGAAUAGGAUAUGAUGGAGAGAGACACCAGACAAGACACAGAGACAACAACAGAAUAGGAUAUGAUGGAGAGAGACACCAGACAAGACAGAGAGACAGCAACAGAAUAGGAUAUGAUGGAGAGAGACACCAGACAAGACACAGAGACAGCAACAGAGGAAUAGGAUGUGAUGGAGAGAGACACCAGACAAGACACAGAGACAGCAACAGACGACACAGAGAAAGUGAUGGAGAGAGACAGAAGAAUAGAGUUCCAGACAGUUGUAGAAUGUAUUCCAAGUCACAUUGUAAGAGCUAUAAAGAGAGAGGGGGAGAGAACAGGCAGAACCUGAUAUGUAAAUGAGCAGAGCAAAUGAAACUAACUUUUGACGACCCGAUGAUCAUCCAGACUCUGUUUCUAUUGAGAGAUAAAAGGGGUCAGUGCUCUAAAAUGAGUCUCUCUGGGGAGAGAAAGGAGGUGGGCCCUGCCUCUAAAAUGAGUGUCUCUGGGGAGAGAAGGGAGGGGGUCCCUGCCUCUAAAAUGAGUCUCUCUGGGGAGAGAAAGGAGGGGGGCCCUGCCUCUAAAAUGAGUCUCUCUGGGGAACAUGACACCAAAGCUAAGAGACCAAUCCAGCAGGAGAGACCAGCCUCCCCUGUUCCCAGCUGUGUGUCCAUGAAGAGUGACUGGUCUAUGGAACCUCCUCUAACCUUUAGAGAGGGAGACUUUUCUACUGAACAAAGAAACCAACAGGAGAGAUCAGAGUCAGAGAUUCUCAGUGGUCAGUCUUCCCAGAGUCAUCAAACAGACCUGGCCUCCAUAUUCAGUUUGCUUGAAGAGAAUAUGAUGACAUUUGUGAAGAACGAGCUGAAGAGGUUCAAGAGGAUUCUUAGUCCAGAACUCCCAGAAGGCUUUGAGAGUCAGAAGCAGGAUAAGGAAGUGGUGGAUGCUGAAAAUGAGAAGCAGGAGAGCAGUGCCAGAGAGGGGGCUCUGAAGAUCACACUGCACAUCCUGAGGAAAAUGAACCAGAAGGAGCUUGCUGACACACUGGAGAAAUAUUCAGAUGAUCCGGCUGUGAUUUGCCAACGUGAACUCAAAUCUAAUCUAAAGAAGAAGUUUCAAUGUGUAUUUGAGGGGAUCGCUAAACAAGGAAACCCAACACUUCUCAAUAAGAUCUACACAGAGCUCUACAUCACAGAGGGUGGAACAGGAGAGGUCAAUAAUGAACAUGAGCUGAGACAGAUUGAGACAACAACCAGGAAACAAGCAAGACCAGAGACUGCAAUCAAAUGUAACAACAUCUUCAAACCCUUAACUGGACAAGACAAACCUAUCAGAACUGUGCUGACAAAGGGAGUUGCUGGCAUUGGAAAAACAGUCUCUGUGCAGAAGUUCAUUCUGGACUGGGCUGAAGGAAAAGCAAAUCAGGAUGUCCAAUUUGUAUUUUCAUUCCCUUUCCGGGAGCUGAAUUUGAAGAAAGAGGACAAACACACUUUCAUUGAACUUCUCAAUCACUUCUCAAUGGAAACCAAACAAUCAGGAAUCUCCAUCUACAACAAGUACAAAGUUCUGUUCAUCUUUGAUGGUCUGGAUGAGUGCCGACUGCCCCUGGACUUCCAGAAGAACAAGAUCUGUUGGGACGUCACAGAGUCAACCUCAGUGGAUGUUCUGCUGACAAAUCUCAUCAAGGGAAAUCUGCUUCCCUCUGCUCUCAUCUGGAUAACUACCCGACCUGCAGCAGCCAAUAAGAUCCCUUCAGGGUGUGUUGACCAGGUAACAGAGGUACGAGGGUUCAAUGACCCACAGAAGGAGGAGUACUUCAGGAAGAGAUUCAGUGAUGAGGACCUGGCCAGCAGAAUCAUCUCACACAUAAAGACAUCAAGGAGCCUCCACAUCAUGUGCCACGUUCCAGUCUUCUGUUGGAUUUCUGCAACAGUCCUUGAACACAUGCUGAAACAUGAGAGAGAAGAGAUGCCCAAUACUCUGACUGAGAUGUACACACACCUUGUGGUGUUUCAUACCAAACAGAAGAAUGAAAAGUAUCUUGGGAAAGAAGAGACAGGUCCACACUGGAAUAAAGAGAGCAUUCUGUCACUGGGAAAACUGGCUUUUCAACAGCUUGUGAAUGGCAAUCUGAUUUUCUAUGAAGAAGACCUGAAAGAGUCUGGCAUUGAUGUUAAUGAAGCCUCAGUGUACUCAGGAUUGUGCACACAGCUCUUUAAAGAGGAAUGUGUGCUGUACCAGGACAAGGUGUACUGCUUUGUACAUCUGAGCAUUCAGGAGUUUCUGGCUGCUGUAUAUGUGUUCCUCUCAUUCAUCAACAACAAUGAGAAUCUAAUGGACAAACUGCAAACAAAAAACGAGCCUGAAGUUACUUUCUACAAGAGUGCUGUGGACAAAGCCUUACAAAGUGAGACGGGAAACCUGGACCUUUUCCUCCGCUUCCUUCUGGGUCUCUCACUGGAGUCCAAUCAGAAGCACUUACGAGGUCUACUAACAAAGACAAGAAGCAGCUCACAGAGCCAUGAAGAAACAGUCAAGUACAUCAAGGAGAAGAUCGGGGAGGAUCUCUCUCCAGAGAGGAGCAUCAAUCUGUUCCACUGUCUGAAUGAACUGAAUGACCAUUCUCUAGUGGAGGAGAUCCAAAGCUACCUGAGAUCAGGAAGUCUCUCAGAACCCAACCUGUCACCUGCACAGUGGUCAGCUCUGGUCUUUGUGUUGCUGACUUCAGAAAAGGAGCUGGAUGUGUUUGACCUGAAGAAAUACUCCAGAUCAGAGGAAGGUCUUCUGAGGCUGCUGCCAGUGGUCAAAGCCUCCAGAGCUGCUCUGCUGUCAGGCUGUGGAGUCACAGAGGAAGGCUGUGCUUCUCUGGUCUCAGCUCUGGAGUCAAACCCCUCACACCUGAGAGAACUGGAUCUGAGUAACAACGACCUGAAGGAUUCAGGAGUAAAGCUGCUAUCUGCUGGACUGGGGAAUCCCCACUGUAAACUGGAGACUCUGAGGCUGUCAGGCUGUCUAGUCACAGAGGAAGGCUGUGCUUCUCUGGUCUCAGCUCUGAGGUCAAACCCCUCACACCUGAGAGAGCUGGACCUGAGCUACAAUCACCCAGGAGACUCAGGAGUCACACUGCUCUCUGCUGGACUGGAGGAUCCACACUGCAGACUGGAGAAACUCAAUGUGGAACAUGGUGGAGAGAACAGAAUGAAACCUGGACUUAGAAAAUAUGUCUGUGAUCUCACACUGGACCUAAACACAGUAAACAGACACCUCUCUCUGUCUGAGGAGAACAGAAAGGUGACAUGUAGGAGAGAGGAGCAGCCGUAUCCUGAUCACCCAGAGAGAUUUGAGGACUGUAAACAGGUGCUGUGUAGAGAGGGUCUGACUGGGCGCUGUUACUGGGAGGUAGAGAGGAGUGGAGGGGCUGUUAUUGGAGUGACAUAUAAAGGAAUCAGCAGGAUAGGAAGGGGUGAGGACUGUUGUCUUGGAUGUAAUGACAAGUCCUGGAGUCUGAUCUGCUCUGACAACCGUUACAGUUACACUGCCUGUCACAAUAAUAAUCUCACUACCAUAGACGUCCCCUCCUCCAGCUCCCACAGAGUAGGAGUGUAUCUGGACUGGCCAGCCGGCACUCUGUCCUUCUAUAGAGCCUCCUCUGACACACUGACCCACCUGAUCACAUUCACCUCCACAUUCACUGAGCCACUCUAUCCAGGGUUUGGGGUUUGUUUUUACUCCAACUCAGUGUCUCUCUGUCAGUGAUACACACUUUGGACUUUGGGGACUUUGAAAUAAUAUUAAUAUAUUAUAUUAUAUAUAUAUAUAUAUAUAUAUAUAUAUAUAUAUAUAUACUUACACACACACACUGGACACACACACACUGGACACACACACACUGGACACACACACACUGGACAAAAACACACACUGGACACACACACACUGGACACACACACACUGGACAAAAACACACACUGGACAAAAACACACACACACACACACACACACACACUGAACACACACACACUCACACACUAGACUCACACACACACACACUGGACAAACAAACACACACACCUGCUGGACACACACACACUGGACACACACACUCACUGGAAAAAACACACACACACUGGACACACACACACUGGACACACACACACUGGACACACACACACUGGACACACACACACUGGACAAAAACACACACUGGACAAACACACACACACACACACACACACACACUGAACACACACACACACACACACACACACACACACACACACACACACACACACACACACACACACACUGGACAAAAACACACACUGGACAAAAACACACACUGGACAAAAACACACACUGGACACAGACACACUGGACAAAAACACACACACACACACACACACUGAACACACACACACACUGAAAACACACACACACACACACACACUGGACAAACAAACACACACACACACUGGACACACACACACUGGACACACACACACUGGACAUAAACACACACUGGACAUAAACACACACUGGACACACACUGGACAAAAACACACACACACACACACACACACUGAACACACACACACACACUGAACACACACACACACACACUGAACACACACACACACACACACACUGGACAAACACACACACACACACUGGACAAACAAACACACACACCUGCUGGACACACACACACACUGGACAAACAAACACACACACCUGCUGGACACACACACUCACUGGACAAACACACACACUGGACACACACACACUGGACACACACACUGGACACACACACACUGGACACACACACACACUGGACCCACACACACACUGGACAAAAACACACACUGGACCCACACACACUGGACCCACACACACUGGACAAACACACUGGACAAACACACACACUGGACAAACACACACACACACACACACACACACACACACACACACACACACACACACACACACACACACACACACACAGGACACACACACACACUGGACACACACACACACUGGACACACACUGGACACACACACACACACAAACACACACUAGACUCACACACACACACACUGGACAAACAAAAAAACACACCUGCUGGACACACACACACUGGACACACACACACACUGGACACACACACACUGGACACACACUCACUGGACACACACACACACUGGACACACACACACUGGACACACACACACACUGGACACACACACACUGGACAAAAACACACACUGGACAAAAACACACACACACACACACACACACUGGACACACACACACACUGAACACACACACACACACACACACUGGACAAACAAACACACACACACCUGCUGGACACACACACACACACUGGACACACACACACACUGGACACACACACACUGGACACACACACACACUGGACACACACACACACUGGACACACACACACUGGACACAAACACACUGGACACACACACACACUGGACCCACACACACACUGGACAAUAACACACACUGGACCCACACACACUGGACAAACACACUGGACAAACACACACACUGGACAAACACACACACUGGACAAACACACACACACACACACACACACAGGACACACACACACACUGGACACACACACACACUGGACACACACACACACUGGACACACACUGGACAAACACACACACUGGACAAACACACACACACACACACACACACACACACACACACACACACACACACACACAGGACACACACACACACACAGGACACACACACACACUGGACAAACACACACACUGGACAAACACACACACACAGGACACACACACACACACAGGACACACACACACACUGGACACACACACACUGGACAAAAACACACACUGGACAAAAACACACACUGGACACACACACACUGGACACACACACACACUGGACACACACACACUGGACACACACACACUGGACAAAAACACACACUGGACAAAAACACACACACACACACCGGACACACACACACACUGGACACACACACUAGACUCAUUCACACACACACACUGGACAAACAAACACACACUGGACACACAAACACACACACCUGCUGGACACACACACACUGGACACAAACACACUGGACCCACACACACACUGGACCCACACACACACUGGACAAAAACACACACUGGACCCACACACACUGGACCCACACACACUGGACCCACACACACUGGACAAACACACACACUGGACAAACACACACACACACACACACAGGACACACACACACACACAGGACACACACACACACUGGACACACACUCACACUGGACACACACACACACUGGACACACACUGGACACACACACACAAACACACACUAGACUCACACACACACACACACUGGACAAACAAACAAACACACCUGCUGGACACACACACACUGGACACACACUCACUGGACACACACACACUGGACACACACACACUGGACACACACACACUGGACAAAAACACACACUGGACAAAAACACACACACACACACACACACACUGGACACACACACACACUGAACACAUACACACACACACACACUGGACAAACAAACACACACACACCUGCUGGACACACACACACACUGGACACACACACACGCUGGACACACACACACACUGGACACACACACACACUGGACACACACACACACUGGACACACACACAUACACACACUGGACAAACAAACACACACACACCUGCUGGACACACACACACACUGGACACACACACACACACUGGACACACACACACACUGGACACACACACACACUGGACACACACUCACUGGACACACACUCACUGGACACACACUCACUGGACACACACACACACACUGGACACACGCACACACACUGGACACACACACACACUGGACAAACACACACACACUGGACAAAAACACUGGACAAACACACACACACUGGACAAAAACACACACUGGACAAAAACACACACUGGACAAAAACACACACUGGACAAAAACACACACUGGACAAAAACACACACACACACACCGGACACACACACACACUGGACACACACACUAGACUCAUUCACACACACACACUGGACAAACAAACACACACUGGACACACAAACACACACACCUGCUGGACACACACACACACUGGACACACACACUCACUGGACACACACACUCACUGGACAAACACACAUACACACACUGGACAAACAAACACACACACACCUGCUGGACACACACACACACUGGACACACACACACACACUGGACACACACACACACUGGACACACACACACACUGGACACACACACACACUGGACACACAAACACACACACCUGCUGGACACACACACACACUGGACACACACACUCACUGGACACACACACUCACUGGACAAACACACAUACACACACUGGACAAACAAACACACACACACCUGCUGGACACACACACACACCGGACACACACACACACUGGACACACACACUAGACUCAUUCACACACACACACUGGACAAACAAACACACACUGGACACACAAACACACACACCUGCUGGACACACACACACACUGGACACACACACUCACUGGACAAACACAGGACACACACACACACUGGACACACACACUCACUGGACAAACACAGGACACACACACACAUGCGCGUCUUCCUAUAAUUGUGAUUUUUACCCAGGACCUCUUACAAAAACACUGUUAAAAUACCAAUGUGAUAAUUUGUUUUCUUUUAUUGUUGAUUAACAAAUUGUAUAAUUAUAUACAAUUAUAUAUGUACUUCAUAGUUGUAUAAGUUUACAAGUAUAUAUAUUGUACUUUUCAUAAUAAAACAUACUUGAAAUAAGAAAAGG
Messenger RNA from Oncorhynchus masou masou (cherry salmon), 8711 nucleotides. Its product is annotated as NLR family CARD domain-containing protein 3-like. The transcript is spliced from 10 exons. Gene Ontology annotation, molecular function: protein binding. Lineage: Eukaryota; Metazoa; Chordata; Actinopteri; Salmoniformes; Salmonidae. Bases 1160 to 4543 code for a protein of 1127 amino acids. Gene Ontology annotation, biological process: intracellular signal transduction. The record is from RefSeq and is a predicted model, not a curated record.